GCCGGCGGCCGCUGGGGGCGCACAGUAAGAGUAUAUGAGAGACCGCUGGGGAGCGUUGGCACAGCGCGCUCCUAGUAAGGGCCGGUGCAGCAUGGAGUGCGCUCUAGAUGCGCAGAGUUUGAUCAGCUUAUCCCUGCGGAAGAUUCACAGCUCCCGCACCCAGCGGGGCGGUAUCAAGCUCCAUAAGAACCUACUGGUCUCCUACGUGCUCCGAAACGCGAGGCAGCUGUACCUGAACGAACGCUACGCUGAGCUGUACAGGCGGCAGCCGUUCCUUGCGCCCCAGCCAUCGCACCAGCAGCCCAUGGAGUGCGAAGCUAUCCCCGAGCUCAGUCCGCUACAGAUCCCCGAGGAGGGGGACGACGAGAUCCACCAGCUGCCCAGGAUCCAGCCCGGAGAGCUUCUGCUUAUGGAACCGGAGGAGCAGCAGCCAGUGGAGCUGCCUCCCUGUGCGCACACCCCUCUCCCUGGCAAGGAUUUCGGUUGCGCUGCUGGUGGAGUACACUGCAGCCAGACCACCGUACUGGACCUUGACACCCACGUUGUAACCACAGUGGAUAACGGCUACCUGCACCAAGACUGUUGUGCCUCAUCACAGUGCCCGUGCCAAGGGGUCCCGGCGCUGCCCAGUGUGCCACCACCUGUCCCCAGCCCCUGUCCUACACCAAAACGCAAGUAUCCCCAGCUGGGCUACGGGUACAGCUCUGCGCCUGGGGAGGACGAGGAGCUGGAGCAGCACUUUGUGCCCUGCAAGCGGGGCAGAUAUGAGGACUUCUCCUGCUCGCAGAUGGGGCCCCCUAUAGAGCACACGGACUCUUCCAACAUCUCCAACCUCAUCUCAAUGUUUGGCUCCGGCUUCUCGGGCUUUGUGAGCCGGCAGGCGGACUCUGAGCAGGCACUCAACGGACACUUAUGUGGCAAGCAGGCGCUGGCUAGCCUGGGAGCCUGGACUAGGGCGAUUGUGGCUUUCUAGCGUCACUUCUCUGGGACUUUAGUGACACUGAGGGACUUGCUCUGGGAAUGACACUGAUAUCAGGACUUGCAAAUAAUGAGUUUUUUUAUAUUGAGAAAAAGUGUACAUAAUCCUAAAGAUAUUGUGGACUUUAUUUUUGCAAAGACAAAUUAAAAUGCACCUAUUUAAUUGCAGUUUAUUGUGUUCUAACUCGUAAUGCCGAACUGAAAGGUUUACAAAGGCUUCAGGAAGGGGAGACAGGACAGUAGUUUAUGGGUAGGGACAAAGCAAACUAGCCCCAAACUAACUGUUUGUAAGGUGUUCUUGCACCUAUUCUGUAUGCGGCUCUGAACGGGUUAAACAGCAAUAGUUUAGUGCUAUUUUGUACAGAAAGGAACAGUGUAGAGCAAACCCAUGAGCUAGAUCCCUUGUCUCCCUCCUCAAGCCUUUGUCUGCCCUGGACUUAAAAAAGAUGAAGGCAGAAAUGAUAACAUUAUAACUUUAUACCCAUUUCUAGCUGAUACUGAUGUGUUGUGACCUCUUGCAGCUAAUGUUGUAUCGGCAAAUAGGGGGAGGGCUGUAAUGUCACUUAUUCCAUUAACAUAAUGUCCUGGGACAGAAAGUACAACAUAGAAAAAGCUACUCCAACUCUCCAAUGAAGCUGUAAAAAAGAGAAAUACACUAUGUUUUAUGACUGACUGAGGGGUUCUGUUUCACUAAAGUUUUUCUGUUCUGGUUUCAGCCUUCAACUGACUUCAUAGAACCAGCAUUGUUUGGUGUUGUGGUUAAAUCUGUGUCCAAAUAGUUUUAUUCAUUUUUUUUAUUAAUUUGGCAUUUUAAGCCUUUUGUUGUAAAAAGGAGAUCGUAGGGGAACCUGCAAUGCCAAGUCACAUUACAAGCACUAUGUGUAUUAACGUUGCCAAACGUUAGAAUUUCUUGUGUUCAUGUAUUUUGUGUAUAUUGAAAUGUAUCACCGGGUAAACUGUUAAAUUUUAUUUGUUUAAAUUUAUAUUCUAAAUAAAAAGAAAAAGUUUAUGCAAA
Molecule: messenger RNA, 1993 nt
Organism: Bombina bombina (fire-bellied toad)
Lineage: Eukaryota; Metazoa; Chordata; Amphibia; Anura; Bombinatoridae
Gene: IER5L
Product: immediate early response 5 like
Exons: 1
Coding region: 35-973 (312 amino acids)
Source: RefSeq, a predicted model, not a curated record